Molecule: messenger RNA, 2522 nt
Organism: Anguilla anguilla (European eel)
Lineage: Eukaryota; Metazoa; Chordata; Actinopteri; Anguilliformes; Anguillidae
Gene: trim69
Product: tripartite motif containing 69
Exons: 7
Coding region: 543-2009 (488 amino acids)
Molecular function (GO): zinc ion binding; protein binding
Source: RefSeq, a predicted model, not a curated record
ACAGCAUGGAUUGUGCAAAACGCAAGCGUUACGUCCAGUGGAUUUCAACAGAAAAUGGAGAAGACUACCGAGAGUCUGACUCCAUGUUUACUUUGCGUUUGCAAGCCCGAGCGGUUGGCCGAAAAUUUACAGCAGUACGGAAAUACAUUCAGCCGUCCCCUGCUUCCUUGCCAGAGGCUGACAUCACGGAGGGGCAAUGGAGGUCCACGGCAGCACUGCGCUUCCCCUGGGCCUGGAGAGGGAGAGCCAGGAACCGCCCCCACACCAACCCCCUUCCUUUCCCACAGUCAACAGGAAGACCCAGGACCCAGACAGGGAGAAGGGGCAGAGACCGAGACGGAGAAGGAGACGGCCGGGGGAACAAAAAAGGGAGCUAGACAAGAAGAAAAAAGCAGGCAAGGAGAGGAAAACCACAGGAAGGAGGGAAUGAGAAAAGAAAGUGUCUAAAGAGAGAAAGAGGAGAGGAAAACAGUGGAGCAGAGCAGCUUCUCUUUAGUUUUAGUUUUAGUGUGGAGGAGGGGGAGCAAUCGGACGGCGUGACAAUGGCUGCCUGUUCUUCGAGGAGAUCUACCCAGCGCCUGAGCCGGGACCUGACCUGUUCCAUCUGCCUGGACCUCUUCAAACAGCCCGUCUCCCUCCCGUGUGACCACACCUUCUGCCAGGCCUGCAUCACCAGCUACUGGACCGGCCCAGCCUGCCAGGCUGGCUCGGCCUCCUGCCCCCAGUGCCGCACCGCGUUCCCCGGACAGAGCUUCCGGCCCAACCGGAUAGUGGCCAAUAUCGUGGAGAGCUACUGCCAGGCCCUGGAGGAGAGCGGGCAGCCGUGCCGGGCAGCCCCCCAGGCCCCGCCGCCCCCCCUCUGUCUGCGCCAUCGCGAGGAGCUCAAGCUCUACUGCGAGGAGGACCAGGAGCUGGUCUGCCUGGUGUGCGGGAUUUCCCAGGAGCACCGGAGCCACACGCUGGUCAGCAUCGAGGAUGCACAGCACCGAUUCAGGGCGUCACUGAACAGCUCCAUGACGGCGCUACAGGCGGAGCUGAAGGCUGCUCUGCAGUGUGAGAGUGAGGCAGAGCAGGAGGUGACGAAGCUGAAGGAGCACACAGCGGACCUGAAGCACCGCAUUGAGGCGCAGUUCUCCGACCUGCACCAGUUCCUGUACCAGGAGGAGAAGCUGCUGCAAGUGAAGCUGAAGACGGAGGAGCGGCGGGAGCUGAUCCGGCUGGACGAGUACAAGGCCGUGCUGUCCGUGGAGAUCUCCCGUCUGCAGCGAGCCAUGGGCGACAUCGAGGACAAACUGCGCGAGCGGGACGCCAUCCUGCUGCUCCGGAACAUCAAGGCCCUGCUGCAGAGGCAGCCGCUGAAGUUUGAGCGGCCAGCCCACACCGUCCCCAGCCUGUGUGAAGGCCGGUUCGCUGGGCCUCUGCAGUACAGAGUGUGGAAGUCCCUGAAAGGGAUCAUCUACCCAGCUCCAGCCGCCAUCACCUUCAACGCCAGCACAUCCAACCCCUGGCUGAGCCUCUCCCCUUCCCUUACCUGUGUCAGGUACCAGACCUUCCAUAACCCGGUGCAGGACAACCCCCAGAGGUUCAACGCUGCCCUCUCCCUGCUGGGCAGCCAGGGCUUCACCUAUGGCCAGCACUACUGGGAGAUUGAGGUGUACAGCAGCACCGUUUGGACUCUGGGCGUGGCCCGCGAGUCCGUGGCCAGGAAGGGGGUGAUCAAGGCCCUGCCGGCCAAUGGGUUCUGGACUCUGUCCCUUUCGUACGGGGUCCAGUACAUGGCGGGCACCUCCCCCCCCACUGUGCUGCCCCUGGAGGAGCGCCUGAGCCGGGUCGGGGUCUAUCUAGACUACAAGAGGGGGCUGGUGUCCUUCUACAAUGCAGAGAACAUGGCACACCUCUACACCUACCAGGAGAACUUCACAGAGACCCUCUACCCCUACUUCAACCUGGGCUUUCUGGACAAGGUACAUGAGAAUGAACCCCUCAAGGUGUUCCUUCCCAAAAUCUGACCGGGAUCUCAGCCACAGGCACACAGAGUACACCCCACAUCUGUCUCUAGGCUGGACCAGGACAGACUUAUAUACUUGUGGGGAGGACAGACUGACACAGUACCCUGUAGAGAGAUGCACAGGAAUUCUAGUCCCGCCCCCAGCAAGACUGAGCCAACCGUACCAUGGUUCAGAACACAUCAGGAUCUGUUCAUGUUUCAUCUCAUCUAUUUUUUUUGUGAACAUAUCGCAAUAAUUUUCAAAUAGCACAUAACAAUGAUUGUAAUAAGAAAUAAUCCAUGCUUGUGGUAAAUAUAUAGCAGUUGUGGUUGUGGUGUUAUAGCAGUUAAAGGUGAUAGCAUGAAGAAAUAUUUUGUACUUACCUCAUUUGAAAUAUCUACAUUUAUCACUAAACCAUGAGGUUGUUUUAAUAUAUACUGAUUUAAAAUAUAUACCUUAAAUAUGCCACUUUAAAGCUUAGCUACACCGACAUGUACUAAAAAUAUUCAAUAAAUACCAAAGGCCAUGAACGUU